Dioscorea cayenensis subsp. rotundata (Guinea yam) is the source of this 2297-nucleotide messenger RNA. RefSeq names its product double-stranded RNA-binding protein 2-like. Lineage: Eukaryota; Viridiplantae; Streptophyta; Magnoliopsida; Dioscoreales; Dioscoreaceae. The record is from RefSeq and is a predicted model, not a curated record.
UUUGAUUGUGGUUUUGUAGAUCAUGCGUGAUUGGGUUGCUGAUGUUGUUGUGUACAUCUGUUUCAUUUGUUUUGUUUUUUUUUUUUGGGUUGUGUGAGAGAAUGUAUUGAUUGGAGGUUGCUGUUUUCCCAUUUUGGCACAUUAAUUUGUAGAAUUAGAUUGGUCCAGAUGGAUUGGUGAUGCGAAUUUUCUGUUUUCAGCUUUGUUCAAGGAGUUCAUUUCUGUGAUCUUAUGAUCAGUUUUGUUUGUUCAUUGAUCUGAUAUUUGAAUUUCUCUGUUACUUGUAUGGUGCGAGAAGUUUCCAUUUUUCCCUUCAAUAUGGCUUUUUGGGACCGAAAGAGUUGCUUGUGUGAAUAUCUUUGCCUUUUUUUGAGUGGAUGAAUCACUGCAAUUACUGAUAUCGUUGUUGUUGGAAAUGUAUAAAUUUUGGUUUCUUUUGAAUCCUGAGGUGUUUAUUUUCAUAGAUUUGUUUGUUUUGUCUCCUGCGUAGUGUUGAAGAUAGUUUUUAAUUUCAUUUCUUUAUAUUAUUCUUUUGACUAAUGUUAGAGAAAUAACUGUAUGUGAGGAGUUUUUAGUUUGUUUCCUUUAUUUGGACACUUGAAUUUCAUGCAGAGAAACUCCUUUUUCUCUUAGAUAAUUAUCACUGCACUAAGAGCUGCCAUGCAUCAAAGUUUGGCACUAACAUGAGAAUAGCUUUAUAGUUUAUCUACUUGCACCCAAAAUCAAUCAAGUGAAAUAUAAAGUUUUUUGAAGGGGAAAAAAAAUUAUGUUUGUUGUUUGAUCUACUUUGAACAGUACAAUAAAAUGAGCAGGCCUAUGCUUUAUUGGAUUUACUUUUGCUCAUGCCAAAGCAUCUAUCUGAACUUGUAUGUUAAUUGCAUUAUGUUUUACAAGCAUGAUUUUCUGUUAAACUUGUGAAUUAGUCCAAAUAUUUAGAGGAUUAUGAUUUGUCUUGCUAUGUUGUAUUAGACGAAGUGAUAAUUAUCUGGUUCAUGGUUCUGUUGCAGUGCCAACUUUAGGCUCUUCAUCAUCUUCUUCUAUGUCUGAGAACGAAGGCAAUGAAGAACAAGAACAGGUUGUCAUUGCUCGUGCACUUGCUAGCCUGUGUCAGGCUGAAGAAAACAAACAGUCUUCUCAAACUGACCGGCAGCAUCUGCGACGAAAACCUGCUUCUGUUCGAAGAGAAUCAAGGUCAGUAUUCAAUGCAUCUUUCCAUGCCAAACAUUACGAAGGUGUGGCAUACCCGAACCUUUCCCCUGAAGUGAUGAUGUACCAAAUGUGGCAGCAAGAGCAAGCAUCCUUGUUGACAAUACCAACCCCGGAUAUCUCUGAUCCCAGACUUCUUCCAUUCUUCCUGUCCACCUUCCAACCAAGUCAGGGACAAUACUUUCUGAGAAUUGAGCAAGACCUCAUCAAUCCUGCACCUUGCUUCUCCGAAUGGGUCCAUCUUUCAGGUUUUGGAGGCAACUCCAAUGGCAACCAAGUAAACCAUCAAUCAGAUGCCUCAGUCUUUCAUCCAGAAGAUGCUUGUGGCACUUCAAAGGUCCAGGAGCUGCGUGAGGAUAACAACACUGUUGGUCUAAGUGAUGCAGAAGGGUCAUCUAGUUUCACUUCUCAUUUAUCAUCAGUGAAAGAUUCAGGUGAAUGCAAGAAGACCCAAGAGAGUCAGCAAUCAAGCUUAAGAAAAUCAAAAAAUGAAUCCGAGAGAAUAACAGGGACAUCUGCCUGGCAAAGACAGACCGGUCCCAACGCCACACAAGUUGUUCAACAAGAUGCUAUUCUGUCGGAUCCCUUGUAUUAUAUUUCAGGAGUUCAGCGUCCUCAAUUGAUGAAUUCCCCAGGAUUUCCCAUGAGAUCUCCACCUCCAUUUGUCACACUUCCUGUGACACCUCAGAAUGGAUUUCCUCUAUGCUCCCCUGGUUCGAAGACUGGAUUCCUGAGACAUCGGUCCGCGACAUUGGCUCCUCCUGUGACCAUAAAAACGCCUGGGUGUUCAGCAAGACCCAGAUUAGUAAACCCAAACUUCGCGGCCCCUGCAGUGCGAGUCCGAUCAGUGAUGCCACUCCGGUCAACUCCGCCAGCUCAAACAUCAGAAUCAAGCCAAGUGAGCAAUCAGGCCAAUGGAAGCACUUCAGUAGUGAACUCAGAGUUUAGUAAGCUCAAACUAUGAACAAUUUUGUUCUUCUUCGUCUUCUGUAACCAUUUGUUUGAUAUCUUGUUUCCUAAUAAGCUCUCAGCUGGUUGUUUAUUGUAUGUGUGCUGAAACUGAGAUCUAUGCUCAGGAUUGAACAAUAAAA